AUGGAGCUCACACGGGCUAUUGCAUGUCCACCAGGAUGGAAGCUUCCGAAGGUGCUGGCGUUCUUUCGAAGAGCGGCCGCCGUAAAUAGAGAAGGCGGAACGCCGAUGCAAGUUGUGCAUUGCGCAUUGUGCAUGGACGUUGGAAAGGCUGGCAAGCCGCGGGUCUGGUGCUGGGGUUCCUGGGGGUAUUCGAGGCCUUCGAGGUUCAGGAGGAACGUUAUGGCAUGGCGCAUUGGGCUUCUCGGCAUGAACUAUUCUGAUGGGCGAGGCGUCGACGGUGCCUGGGAGUCUGCUUACCAGCCUUGCCUUGUCGAGGAAGAUGCGAGGCGGUCCGCGCGCCCGAUCAAUUUCAACGACAGCUAG
Messenger RNA from Colletotrichum destructivum, 363 nucleotides. RefSeq lists its product as uncharacterized. The record is from RefSeq and is a predicted model, not a curated record. The transcript has a single exon. Bases 1 to 363 code for a protein of 120 amino acids. Lineage: Eukaryota; Fungi; Ascomycota; Sordariomycetes; Glomerellales; Glomerellaceae.